This is a messenger RNA of Symbiodinium necroappetens, 2444 nucleotides long. Lineage: Eukaryota; Dinophyceae; Suessiales; Symbiodiniaceae. The record is from the annotation of a GenBank genome assembly.
AUGCAGGCUCGGCAAGCGAGCCAGAAAGCCGCAGAGGCAUCUCCAGCACGGAUUCAGCCAAGCCAGAGUUCUUUGCCACUGGGCUCGCUGGCAGCUCGUGAAUCGAAAGGCCCCUGCAACCUGGGUGUAUCCAACUCUCGAGGUGGGACCCAGCCUGAGGAAGCCAGGCCGGCUUUGCGAGAGAUCCAGGACGUGUCCGCCGGACGUCUGGAAAGGCUGCGUUCCCGGAGGGAUGGUUUGCAACAGAAAGCAGAGGAGCUGAGACACUCUUGCUUGCUGUCGGACCGCGAGCUGGCACACGCAGAGACUUUGGAGCUGCUCCGGAGCCAAGAGACCGAGGCUGUUGCGGCCCUCGCGGAGCAGCAGCGAGCUCUUCGCAAGGUGGAACUUGAAGCCGAUGCAGCUCACCGGCGUGCAGCCGAGACUCGCAAAGCACAGCGACAGGUGGCUACGGAGCUCAGUGCUGCCGAAGAGCUGCUGCAGCUGCAGUCGCAGCACCAAGAGGUUCAGGGCCUGCCGGAGAUUCUUCGCAGUCUCCAAAAGGCCAUUGCCGCAUGGGUGGAAGCGGACGUCGGGAUGCGUCAAGUAACUUUGGUGAAGAGACGCCUCCAGCAAAUGGUGGAAGACUAUGGCUCCAGGGCGAAGGUUUUGGAGGACGCCAUCGCCGAGAUCCAUGUGGACCUUGACCUCAGGGCUGGCUCAAUCCUGGAGCUGCAAGGCGCCUCCGCCGGUGGGCCCUUGGAGGCGGAAGUUGUGGAGGCGGAGCUGUCGCAGGAGCAGGCGCUCUUCGAUUUGAGGCAUCGCCAGGUCUUGGGCCUCGAGGAGCGGCUCCAGGACCUCUUGGCCCAGGAGGGCCCUCGCAUGGAGGUUCUCGGCGCUUGGGUGGCUGUGCACGAGCCGCUCCUAACGAAAGAGCUGGAGCAGGCGGAGAAGACGGAGCACACAGCGGAAGUGGAGGUUCGAUCGGAAGAAGCGAAGCAGGAGUUAUGCGCCGACAUGGCAAAGCAGCGGAGAUCCGAAUUCGCUUUCCUGACCGAGGCCAGCGCGGCUGCGGUGGAGGAAGCAGACAAAGCUGCAGCAGCGCUGUACCGACAGCGUGGGAUUCUCCUGCGGGAUGUGGAUGGUCUGGCACGGGAGGAGCGCGCUGCUGCUGGCCGUGCAGACUCAGCUUGCCAGCUCCUGCGCCGGGACCGGCGGCGAGCGGUUGCCGCCACGACGAAGCAGCUCUGGGAGCCAGGUCGCAAAAGCCUGCUUAGAGGGACUUGUCCCAAAGAGGCGAGGAAGAGAGCAGCGGUCCAGGCAGAAGAAAUGGUCGAGGCUUCGCGUGGACAGCAGUUGCAGGAACUGCAGCUUUUCAACGAGGAGAUAGCCAUGGUCACUGCUGAGAUGGUCGAGCUCAGAAGGGACCUGGCAAAGGCCGAGGACGCCGGAUCAGAGAAGUGGACGCACUCUGAGGCUCAAAGACAGCCAAAGGCUGCAGAAGCACCGAAGGAAGUGACUGCGCGAAGUCAUUCAGGCAUCCGCAAGGGAAGCGUGGGCAAAAAGGCCUCUCAGGGUCGACUGGAGAUCGUCGCGACAACUCUACGCGAGCUGGAGCAGCAGGAGCAGGCGCAGAGGGCGGCAAGAGAGUGCCGGGCCGUGGAGCUAACGGCAUCUCUGGAGGCGGCCGAGGCCUCGCUGCAGCGCUGUCGCGCCGAGCACCGCGCCGCCUCGGCCGGAGCCCUGCGCCGCCUGCGCUGUGCUGCCCGGGAGACUGAAGAAGCGGAGCGGAGAUGCUGUGAGCUGGCUGUCGCCAAAGACCGUGUUUGCCUGGCUCUGCGCGAUGUGGCCUUUGCCGCUCCGGCCGACGAGGCCUCCCAACAAACUGUGGAACAGCCAGAGCCUGGCCCAAACCUGGCUGCCGAAGAGCGGAGGCCAGGGGCGGGCGAGGCGCCAAUCGAUCCCGAGCUCCUGGCCUUCUAUCGCCAGGUGCUGCCGCUGCUCCGAGGCAGCACGGUCGCUGCGCUGAGACCUCCACGCAAAUCCCUGGAGGUGGGUGAAAGGGUGCUCAGUUCAGAUCUUCAACGGCUGGAGCUGUGGAUGCCUACAGACUCGCCUGCGCGAUCGGAGAGGGCGGAAGCCACGGAAGUCUCAGGCCAUCUCGUGGCGCGCAAGCGCGUCGCAGACGCCUUUCUCAGGUUAGACACGCUGACCCGAGCCGUGAACUCAGACACAAUUGUGCACCUUCCAAAGGCCACGCUGCUGGCGAUGCAGCAGAAGGCUGGGACCUGGGAGCUCGCCGUCUUCUCCCUGUUGGGAAGACCAGGUUCUGGCUUCGGUUUGAGCUGGUCGUCGCGGGCUCUGACACAUGGAUGUACAAACCUUGCAGGCUAUCACCAGCGCGGUGACGGCUUUGCUCACAGCCCGGAAAAAGCUCGGGGCACUCGCUCUGAGAGACAGCCUCA